Molecule: messenger RNA, 807 nt
Organism: Exophiala spinifera
Lineage: Eukaryota; Fungi; Ascomycota; Eurotiomycetes; Chaetothyriales; Herpotrichiellaceae
Exons: 1
Coding region: 1-807 (268 amino acids)
Source: RefSeq, a predicted model, not a curated record
AUGGCUUCGACAACGGACCCUACAGCUCAGACGGCUCAGAGAGCUAAACAGGAACGCCUCCGAGAGAAUCAAAGACGCAGUCGAGCUCGCCGGCAAGAAUACCUUGUCGAAUUGGAGAAGAGGCUGGAAGACUGCCGCGUCACAUGCCGCGAAGCAAACUAUCUUCGAGAAAGCUUUCAAGAGCUUCAGGCAGAGAAUCAGCAUCUUCGUGAACUUUUGAACCAUGCGGGUAUUGGUCCAGCUCCCUUAAAUUCGUUUUUACGCCGGCUUUCUCAACAAGAAUCUUCCCAUCCAGACAAUAGUGUUCCAGCGAGCACAAACCUACGGCUACUCAAACCGAAGCUCAGUCCUCUCGAUCUGGCCGCAGACGAACAUCAACCUCAUCAUCCGAGCAGUCACGAAAGACAGGUUACUUCGAGUGUUGUUCAGCCCAAUGGAUCAAAUGAUCAAGCUGCCGUGUUUUUGCCAUCCUCAUGCUGCCCUCCAAGAUCCCAGACUUCUACAUCCUCAAGCUGUCCUCCAGGAUCCCAAACUUCUACAUCCUCAUGCUGUCCUCCAAGAUCACAAGCUUCUACUCCUUUGGAGUCGGCACCUGGCGCGCUCGACGGAUUAGGUGUUCAGGACCAACCUGGUCUGGCAGCAGCAUCUAUUGACAAUAUCGAGCACAUUCCGUCUCUAUCAUCAGGGGAUCCUCUAGCGCUUGAUUGGCUUUUUAAUCUCUCAGAUUCUUCUUGGGAGAAUUUUGCAGGACAUUCUGUAGAACUCUUGCUCAAGGAAAAAAUGGAACCGAGCGAGUCAAAUAUCUAA